Naegleria lovaniensis is the source of this 3000-nucleotide messenger RNA. RefSeq lists its product as uncharacterized. The coding region runs from base 1 to 3000 and encodes 999 amino acids. The transcript has 8 exons. Gene Ontology annotation, molecular function: ATP binding; ATP hydrolysis activity. The record is from RefSeq and is a predicted model, not a curated record. Lineage: Eukaryota; Heterolobosea; Eutetramitea; Acrasida; Naegleriidae.
AUGAUUUCAACUCCUUCGGAUGAGGGCAACGGCGUUCUCUAUCGUGUUGAAGAAGGUAGGGGCAACACCGUCAUGAUGAGCAACGAAGAGGACCAAUUCAAUCCCUUUGCUUCUUCCAACACCAUGACGAAGGCUUCCGCGUCCUCUUCGUUCAUCUCUCUCAAUACUCCAAGAACACCUCCUCCUCGUACAGAAGACCGCAUGCCCGCCAUCAUGAUGAAUUCAUCAUCAUCAUCGUCCUCGCUCGUUCUUAUCAAACGCAGUUGGCACGAUUACUGCAAUCCUGCGGCAUGGCUCUCUUUCAUGGUGGUUUUCAUUGUUUUUGUGGCCAUCUCGGGCGCAUGUUUGAUGUAUCCCUUUUUCUAUGUGCGAGAUUUCUCUCAGAAUACCAUUGUCGAGAAUAGGAGUAUUACUUUGAAACCCUACUAUCCAAGCUUUUGGUAUUUUAUCAAGAACUAUUCGCCUCCGUUCGUUCAAGCCACGAGAAAAUUCAAAUUCCAGCCAACGCUAGCUUCAUGUUGUACUCGUUUACGGCGAAUGAGGUUUGAUUGGCCAGCCUCGAAUGCGACUACUAUGGAUUUAUAUUUUGUUUGGAGGACUGCCAAUGUCAAGACACAAAAUGUUGUUGUGAAUUAUUGGUAUCGAUUGGAAUAUGAGGACCACAGAGAAGUGAGAAGUUUCACCUUUGCUUUGCUCUGUGUUGGGGUUUUCAUUAUUUCAGCGAGCACGGUUGUGCUGUACCGAUCGACACUUACAACCAUCUUUUCUCUGGUGUUUAGAUCAGUGAAAGACUUGUUGCUGCUUCCGUUAACAGAAAACAGGCAGCGAUACACAAGGACGAGCAAUGAUGGAACUGAGAUUGAGGUGAAUCCAAACAAGGGAGCUGACAUUGUUUUUGAGAAUUUAUCGUAUGUUUCGUUCAAUCAGAAAACUAUUCUUCAUCCAAUAAGUGGCAUAUUGAAAGCUGGACGAUUCACUGCUCUUAUGGGUCAAUCAGGAUCUGGAAAAAGCACAUUCGUAAACACCCUUGCCAAUAGAGCCUUCCACGGAAUACAAAGUGGUCGUGUGCUCAUCAAUGGAGUCGAAGUGACCGGCACUACCAACAAUUUGGUUGGCUUUGUCACUCAGGAUGAUGUCAUGGCACCACACAUGACAGUUCGUGAAACUUUGGAAUUUUCAUUAAGAUUUAGAAAGGGAAUGCAACGGAAUGCUCGUGAAAAGAUUGACAGUGUUUUGAAGCGAUUGAAUCUAACACGAGUUCAACAUUCCAACACAGCUGUCAUUAGUGGUGGAGAGAAACGAAGAACCUCUAUUGGUAUUGAACUCGUUGCUGACAUGCCCAUUUACAUAUUGGACGAACCAACUUCAGGUCUCGAUAGUGAAUCUGCCCUCACCCUUUGCGAAAUAUUGCGUACUCUCGCCGAAGAAAACAACUCGAACAUUUUGUGUGUCAUUCACCAACCUUCAUGUGAAAUUUUGGAACAGUUUCAUGAUAUCAUGCUGUUCAGUGAUGGUCAAUUGCUGUUCCAUAGCCCUGUUUCGCACGUACUCGAAGCGUUGAGAGAACACAUUCCUGCCAAGCAAAUGAGAUGUAAUCCAUCGGAUGAAAUUCUUCGAACUCUGAUCACACCUCAGGGAAAACCUAUUGUAGAGGCAAUUGUGAAAAAACAAGAUCCUGCCUCCAUGGAGCUCAACAGAAAUCUUACCUUAAAUUGGAAAGAUAUGAAAACUGCACCAUUUUUCAUUCACUUUAUCGUUUGUUUGGUAAGAGCUCUCAAGCAAUUCUGUAGAGAUUGGAAGAAUUUAGUGUUUGAAGUGUUGGUGUCCUUUGUAGUUGGUCUCUUAAUUGGUAUUUUAUUCCAUGGGCUCGAGUUCAUUGGUCCUCGACCCAAACAUGAUUACAAGAACUGCCCACCUUCAUUGAGGGCCAUUUGCAUGUCACCUCAGAGCGAUACUGUCGUUGCGUAUGCCUCUUUCUUGGUGUUAGCUGUAUCGUUGAUUGCAAUUAUGAGAGGUCUUCGAGUAUUUGGUUUUGAAAUUGAAAAUUUCAAGAGAGAAUCGUUCGCAGGUCUCAACUCGUGGAUGUUUUCCACUUGGAUACACUUUGUCUUCUUUUUUGAACCAGCCAUUGCACAACUUGCAGCUGCAUUAGUGGUCGUUGUGUUUUACAGCUUAGCUGGAAAUAACCCGACAUUACCAGAAAUUGAGAAGCUUGCCUUUCCUCUAUCCUAUUCUCAUAUUUUCACAUACUUUAGAUAUAUUAAGGGUUUAGUGUACAUGCACGAAUUGGAUACAAGACGAAAGGAGCAAAGUAUUUCUGAGGCCCUAAAGAUGAAUGGCUAUGAAUACGAAUCCUUGUUCUUCUACUAUUAUGCAUUGCUCUUUUGGCUUGUCGCUUUCAGAUACAUUGCAAUUUAUUAUGUUGUGGUCCGAGUGAUGGUACCCAGUGAUGAUGAUCGUGAGAUUAAUCAUAAAACCCAAGAACAAUCCUCUCGGAAAUUGUCAAGUAGAAUUUCCCAGUUAUAUCCUUUGAGGGUUGAUCUGAAAAGUAGUUACGGGUUCCUUAUAGCCUCAAAGCAUAUUGAUACUGAGGAUGAAGAUAAUUACAUUACAUUCUCUACUUCAAUGAGUACUACUGGUGAUCACUAUUGCUUGUGCCUGAGUUGGGAACAAUCAUCUUCUGCAUCCAAAGGUCAAGAGGAUUCCAUUCUAAUGGCUGAUUUAAGAAUUAUUGAAGGCAAGUUGAAGCCUAAACCUGAGAAGGUUGAUGUUUUGGGCAAAAUUGAAGACUUGUUGGCAACAAUCAAGACCAAGCUCGAUCAUAUUAAGGAAGAACAGAGCUACUUUUUGAGAAGAGAAGAACGAUUUAGAUAUACAUCGGAGAGUACUUUGGAAAGGUCGUUCUAUCUGUGUGUCGGAAAGGGAAUUGCUUUGCUAAUAUGUUUUGUAUGGCAAAUGCGAAGUCUACAUAAUUAUUGGAAAUUGAAGAAAGUCAUUUAG